AUGCUUUUCAACAACAACAGUUUACUCAAUCACAAAAGCUUUUUUCAAAUUGCUUACGAUGAAAUGCAAAAUCAAAAGUUUGAUUAUUUAGAAGAAGUAGGAGCUACACCUAAAUUAGUGCAAGCUUAUUUAACUGCAUGCAAAUCAUACACAUCCAUAGAAUGUAUUUCAAAUGAAUUUUCAGUUUGUCAAUCUGACAGCCAAUUUUUAGAAACAUUUUGUCAUCUAUUAGAAGUAAAUGCGUUAGAUUCUCAUCAUCAUAAAAAUUCAAUCAAUACAUUUUGGAUUCAACCAUGGAAUAAUACUACAUGUGAUAGUACAACAGCAGUCAAUAUGGAACUAAUCACUACUACCAUAGAAGAUCAUCUUUAUCAAGUUUUACUGAAUGUGGAUCAAUUUUCAAUUGAUGAUUCAUCUCAAUCCUAUAUUCCAAUUAGUUUAGGAGUUCGUAAUAAAUUAGAAAGUUUAUGUCUAAAACAAUUGUAUGAUUGUAUUGGUUUGCUGGAUGAUACAAUGGAUACUACACGAAAUAUGCAUCCUGCAAAACAAUCAAAGCAUACUAAGCCAUCAUUAUCAAAUGACAAAACAUCAAGUUUCAACGCUGUUCAUCAACUAUUCACUAAGGUACAUAUAUUGCAAGAAGGAAUUUGUUUGCUUGGUAAUUUAUUGCAUAAAUCAAUCCUUAAAUUGAAUUCUGAAUUAAAUUCAAAACAAAAGAAUUAUCAAGAUUUGUUAAAAACUCUUGUAUCACAUAAAUUGAUGGAAUUGUUACCAGAAUCUUGCAGAAAAUAUAUACAGUCUAUUUUUGAAGCAGUAAAUUCUGCCGGUUCAUCUGAAACGGAAGUAAAUUCCGAUCUUUUCUGUGCUUUUAUUCCUGACUGUCUUGCCGAUAUGCCUAAUCUAGAUAUUGGUCUUGAUUCAAACCUACGUCCAAUGGAAUCGGAUGAUUUAAACUUUCUUGGACUUGGAUUUUGGGCAAAUUCUGAGGUAUAUCCAAAUGCUGGAUCGUUUAGACCACAGUUAUCUAGAGGUGGAUCGCCAUUUCGAGUCGUUGGUGAUGUGGAUAUGCGUAGCUUAGCUGGUCAGCAUCAGUUUCCAUCAACAUCAUUUCCUCACAUGUCACUUCCGCAGUCCCAUGUAACUGGUGGACAUGGACAUUUCGCUGGUCAAUCACUUCAAGCUUUUACUAGAGAAAACCCACUUGCAUGCGAUCUCCGAGUAGUACGUCAUCUUUUCGACCACACGGAAUCCAACUGA
Messenger RNA from Schistosoma turkestanicum, 1257 nucleotides. Lineage: Eukaryota; Metazoa; Platyhelminthes; Trematoda; Strigeidida; Schistosomatidae. The record is from the annotation of a GenBank genome assembly.